GUGCUUACCCUAGAAGCGAAUUCGACCUGUAUGGAGGAAGAUACAGUUGAGAUGACGGCUCCUCGAACUGAUGCACAAGUACCUCAAUUCGCCAUUCUAGGCCCAACUCAUUAUUAAGUGAUUUAUAGAAGCAUGUCCGUCGGUGAUCUGAAAGACCUUGUGUGGCAAUUCCUGCGGGUACGACGAAUGACAAGUGGAGGAGGGAUCAUCUGCGCAGCCGUAAUUUUAGGCUCGGUGCCCCCCUUAUACGAAGGCGGUACCGAAAUUGCAGCGUGCGCUAAGAGGGGUCAAACCGAGUGAUACGAGAAGAUGAACAUGUUAUUUUGGGUACUUGUAGGUUGAGUACCGCAGCACAAUCGUCAACUUGAAAUCUUUGCUUCGUACACCGAUUCGAUACUCUAGCAACUCGCCAUGAUGAAGGGUUUCACCAAUAGCGCAGGAUACGUUGCGUUAUUAGCAGCGUUCGUUAGCGAGACCAUCGCUCUGCCGGUUCAAGAUGCGCCGCUGAGAGUUGAGUGGCGAUCCCUGUCAAGCGCCGCAAAAGCAGACUACAUCAGCGCAGUAAAGUGCUUAGAUGGGUUGCCGUCAAAGAUCGGUCUCGAGACGUCGCGUUACAACGACUUUCCCUAUGUCCACGCGCAGCUCAACAACGAAAUCCACUUUGUCGCUCAAUUCCUCCCCUGGCAUCGGUACUUUGUACACAUCUACGAAACAGCCUUGAGAGAUGAAUGCAAGUACACAGGCCCAAUGACAUACUGGGACUGGACCCUUGACUCUGAAAACAUGUCCAAGAGCCCCGUCUUCUCCAACGACACCACCGCCGGAUUCGGGGGAAACGGCCUGAAUGGCGGCUGGGUUCCGCCGACGCGACCAAACCCGUUGACCAUGUGCGUAACCGACGGGGCUUUCGCCAACUUUACCGUGUCUUACUACACCACGACAGCGCUCUCGCAUUGUCUGAACCGCGGUUUCAACGACGGUAUUGGGGUGAAUGCUGGCCUUUAUGAAGGCGGGUUGUACUCGCCCGAAAAGAUCUCAGGAAUCAUCGAAACCUCUGGCAACUUUUCUACGUUUGCGACUACUUUGGAAAACGGGCCCCACGGUGCGAUUCACUCAGCCGUUGGAGGAGACCUGUUUCCUUCGACAUCUCCAAACGAUCCCUUGUUCUUCCUCCACCAUGUGCAGAUUGACAGACUUUGGUGGCUCUGGCAGCAGGCUGAUCCCGCAAGCCGGACGUUGGACUUUUCGGGACGAAGGAACCUGCCCUCGGGGGAAGCUGAUACUCGGCCAGCGUCUCUGAACGACACGCUGCCAACGCUUGGCUUAGCGGCUGAUAUUCCUAUUCAACAAGUCAUGUCAACAACAACCGACUUACUGUAUUAUAAGUACUAGUGUACAUAUUUUAACUACUACUUUGGGGACAGCUGUUCGGCCAGAAAGCAUUCCGCCUCGUAGUACUCACAGCGCUUCAUUCUCAGCUGCCGUUGUAGGGCUCCUGCAGGAAUCGCCGCUAAUCCAUGCAAGCACAGGGGCCCAUUCCUCGAAGGAAGUGGAAGCAGACAAACGGACGAGAUGCCUGGGUGUUCCUCCUAAUGUUGCUUCGAAUCAUGCUAUUGACAUGAUUCGCCCAA
Colletotrichum acutatum is the source of this 1631-nucleotide messenger RNA. RefSeq names its product monooxygenase. Gene Ontology annotation, molecular function: oxidoreductase activity. Bases 412 to 1392 code for a protein of 326 amino acids. NCBI's taxonomy places the organism in Eukaryota, Fungi, Ascomycota, Sordariomycetes, Glomerellales, Glomerellaceae. The transcript is spliced from 3 exons. The record is from RefSeq and is a predicted model, not a curated record.